This is a messenger RNA of Humulus lupulus (European hop), 1101 nucleotides long. RefSeq lists its product as uncharacterized. NCBI's taxonomy places the organism in Eukaryota, Viridiplantae, Streptophyta, Magnoliopsida, Rosales, Cannabaceae. The record is from RefSeq and is a predicted model, not a curated record. The transcript has 2 exons. The coding region runs from base 1 to 1101 and encodes 366 amino acids.
AUGAAAGAGAUUUUAUCGAAGAAACGACGAUUGAAAGACUUUGAGACAGUGGCACUUACCGAGGAGUGCAGUGCAAUUCUACAAAGGAAGCUUCCACAAAAGUUUCAAGAUCUGGGGAGUUUUACUAUCCCUUGUACUAUAGGGAAAUUUGAAUGCAAACAUGCUCUUUGUGAUCUUGGAGCAAGUAUCAAUCUCAUGCCUCUAUCUGUUUUUCGAAAGCUUUGUCUUGGUGAGGCAAAGCCUACUACUAUUACUCUUCAGCUCGAGGAUCGAUCAAUCAAGCACCCAAGGGGAGUUAUUGAAGAUGUGUUAGUCAAGGUUGACAAGUUUAUUUUUCCAGCGGAUUUCAUUGUUCUAGAUAUGGAGGAGGAUACAACGGUUCCCAUUAUUCUUGGGAGACCAUUCUUGGCUACCGGGCAAGCCCUUAUUGAUGUGCAAAAGGGGGAGUUGAGGUUGAGAGUUCAAGGGGAAGAAGUGGUCUUUAAUGUAUUUAAGGCUAUGUCUUAUCCAAGAGCAAGUGAUAGCUGCUUUAAUGUUGAUGUGAUUGAUGAGGUGGUUUCAAAAAAGAGGAUUACUAAUGAUCCUCUUGAAUUGGCUCUGGUGUUGGGUGGUGAUAAUGAAGAGGAGGAUUUGGAGACUCAUGAGUAUGUGAAAUGGAUCAAUUCUUAUGGUCCAUAUUACAAGAAGAAAUUUGAAGAAUUGGGGCAAGUGCCUGAGCGCCCCAUACCAUCUAUUGAGAAGCCUCCAGUCCUUGAGUUGAAGUCUUUACCGGAGCAUCUUUGUUAUGUGUACUUGGGGGAAAAAGAAACGCUGCCGGUUAUUAUAUCUUCAUUGUUGUCAAAAGGUGAAGUAGAAAAACUUUUGAGAAUUCUUAUGGAAGAAGAUAGCAAACCUUCCAUUGAAGCUCAAAGAAGGCUAAAUUCCUCUAUGAAGGAUGUUGUUCGAAAGCAAAUACUUAACUGGUUGGAUGCGGGGGUAGUCCAUCCUAUUUCUGACCGUGCUUGGGUGAGCCCUGUUCAAGUGGUGCCUAAAAAAGGAGGAAUAAAUGUAGUAAAAAAUGAGAACAAUGAACUCAUCCCUACGCGUACUGUGAUGGGAUAG